Molecule: messenger RNA, 1398 nt
Organism: Psammomys obesus (fat sand rat)
Lineage: Eukaryota; Metazoa; Chordata; Mammalia; Rodentia; Muridae
Product: PRAME family member 12-like
Exons: 3
Coding region: 1-1398 (465 amino acids)
Biological process (GO): positive regulation of cell population proliferation; negative regulation of DNA-templated transcription; negative regulation of apoptotic process
Cellular component (GO): cytoplasm
Source: RefSeq, a predicted model, not a curated record
AUGAGCUUCCAGGCCCCACCCACGCUCUUGCAGCUAGCAGUGCAGAGCCUGCUGAGGGAUGAGGCCUUGGCCAUCUCUGCUCUGGAAGAGCUACCCAUGGAGCUCUUCCCACCACUGUUCAAGGCAGCCUUCAUGAAUGGAAGAUCUAACAUUCUGAGAGCGAUGGUGCAGACCUGGCCCUUCCCCUGUCUCCCACUGGGGGGCCUGAUGAAGAUGAAGGCACCCUACCUGGAGAUCUUACGAACCAUACUGGAUGGGAUUGAUACACUGCUUGACCAGAAGAUUCACCCCAGGGGUUACAAGCUGCAAGUUCUGGAUUUGCGGACUUUGCACAAGGACUUCUGGAACGUAUGGGCAGGAGAGUCUUGCUCUCCAGAGGUCAAGUGUAAGAAAAAAACACAAAAGAGGGAUCCAGGGAUAGUGGCCAAGCAGUCCUUGAAGGUGGUUAUAGACCUGUGCCUCAAGCCAAGCGCCUUGGAUGAAUGCCUGUCCUACAUCUUCCUGUGGGUGGAAGGGAGGAAGGGCGUGCUGCAUCUGGCCUGUAAGAGGCUAAAGAUCUCCACAGUAGCUAUCCAGACCAUUGUGAAUGUUCUGGAAAUGCUGGACCUGGACUGCGUGGAGGAAGUGGGGGUGUGCUGUGCCUGGAAGCUGUCCACUCUGGCCAUGUUCGCUCCUUACCUGGGCCGAAUGAAAAAUCUUCGCAAGUUCCUUCUCUCUCACAUCUGCGUGUCUACCUCCAUUUCCCCCGAGGAGGAGGAGUGGCUGGUCAGCCAGUUCACCUCUCAGUUUCUCAACCUGCACUGCCUCCAGUUGCUCUCCAUGGACUCUGUCUCCUUCCUCAAUGGGAAAAUGGACCAGGUGCUCAGCUGCCUGGAGGGCCCCCUGAAGACCCUGUCUAUCACCGACUCCGAGCUUUCAGAACCAGACUUGAAGUCCCUGUCCCAGUGUCGAGGCAUCCGACAGCUCAAGCACCUGAACCUGAGUGGUGUCGCACUGACCGACAUAAGUCCUGAGCAUCUGCGAGUCCUGCUCGAGCGGGUUUCAGCCACCCUGAAGACCCUGGACUUGGAGAACUGUAUGAUUGUAGACUCCCAGCUCAGUGCCUUCUUGCCUGCCCUGAGCAGCUGCUCCCAGCUCACCACAUUCAACUACUUAAGGAAUCCCAUCUCGGUGGCUGUUCUGGAGCACCUGCUCUGCCACACCGCCAGGCUGAGCUGCUUAAGCCUGGAGAUGUAUUCUACCCCCUGGGAGAUUUAUGGUGCCCAGGGUGCGGCCCACUACAAGAGGCUGGAACAGCUUCGGGAGGAGCUGAGCAAAUCAAUGAUGCCACUAGAACACCCCAAGACGGUCUGGUUCAGCAUUAUUCCCUGUCCACCUUGUGGCAACCAGGCCAUAUAA